This is a messenger RNA of Torulaspora delbrueckii, 2370 nucleotides long. It is a transcript of the gene ACO2, whose product is annotated as aconitate hydratase ACO2. Gene Ontology annotation, cellular component: mitochondrion; cytosol. Gene Ontology annotation, biological process: tricarboxylic acid cycle. The transcript has a single exon. Lineage: Eukaryota; Fungi; Ascomycota; Saccharomycetes; Saccharomycetales; Saccharomycetaceae. The coding region runs from base 1 to 2370 and encodes 789 amino acids. Gene Ontology annotation, molecular function: aconitate hydratase activity; 4 iron, 4 sulfur cluster binding. The record is from RefSeq and is a predicted model, not a curated record.
AUGCUCUCAGCGGCUUCGAGAGUUAAUAUCAAGAGAAGACUGGCUACCCAUGCCCAGUUCCCUUCUAUCACUAAGGAAGUGGCUUCUCGUACUCCCCCAUAUGCUAAACUUUUGGAUAAUUUGUCCAAAGUGAAGAAAAUCACCAAUAAUUCACCUCUAACUUUGGCUGAGAAAAUUCUAUACUCACAUUUAUGUGAUCCAGAAGAAUCAAUUAUAUCCUCUAAAUUGGAAGAUAUUCGUGGUUUACAAUAUUUGAAGUUGAAUCCAGAUCGUGUGGCCAUGCAAGAUGCUUCUGCUCAAAUGACUCUUUUGCAAUUCAUGACUACCGGUUUGGCACAAACUGCAGUUCCUGCAUCAAUCCACUGUGAUCAUUUGAUCGUUGGUAAGGAAGGUGAAUCGAAGGAUUUGAAAUCAUCCAUUACUACAAACAAAGAAGUCUUUGACUUUUUACAAAGUUGUGGUAAGAAAUAUGGUAUCCAAUUCUGGGGUCCUGGUUCCGGUAUUAUUCAUCAAAUUGUCCUGGAAAACUUCUCUGCUCCAGGUUUAAUGAUGUUGGGUACUGACUCGCAUACUCCUAAUGCAGGUGGUUUGGGAGCCAUAGCUAUUGGUGUCGGUGGUGCUGACGCAGUUGAUGCUUUAACUGGUACUCCAUGGGAAUUGAAGGCGCCAAAAAUUUUGGGUGUUAAAUUGACCGGUCAGCUAAGCGGCUGGAGUUCUCCAAAGGAUGUCAUUACCAAAUUGGCAGGUAUCUUAACUGUCAGAGGUGGUACUGGUUACAUCGUCGAAUAUUUCGGAGAAGGUGUCUCCACCUUAUCUUGUACUGGUAUGGCAACUAUUUGUAAUAUGGGUGCCGAAAUUGGUGCUACUACUUCUACUUUCCCAUACCAAGAGGCUCACAAACUAUAUCUACAAGCUACUGGCAGAGGUUCUGUGGCAGAACAUGCUGAUGUGGCUCAAAACCAAUACGGUUUCUUGAAGCCAGACGAAGGUGCUCAAUACGAUAAGGUCAUUGAAAUAAAUCUAUCAGAACUAGAGCCACACGUUAAUGGUCCAUUCACUCCUGAUCUGUCCACACCUAUUUCUGAAUUCGGACAAAGAAGUCUACAAGAGGACUGGCCACAGAAGAUUUCUGCAGGUUUGAUCGGUUCCUGUACCAACUCGUCUUAUCAGGAUAUGACCCGUGCAGCAGACUUGGUUACCCAAGCCUCUAAGGCCGGUUUGAAACCACGUAUUCCUUUCUUCGUGACUCCAGGUUCUGAGCAAAUUCGUGCUACUUUGGAAAGAGAUGGUUUGGUCAAAACCUUUACUGAAAAUGGUGGUAUUGUUUUGGCGAAUGCAUGUGGACCAUGUAUUGGUCAGUGGGAUAGGGAAGACAUCUCAAAGUCUUCUAGUCAAACAAACUCUAUCUUCACGUCUUUUAAUAGAAACUUCAGAGCUAGAAACGAUGGUAACAGAAACACUAUGAAUUUCUUAACGUCUCCAGAGAUGGUCACUGCCAUGAUUUACUCCGGUGAUGCUCAAUUCAAUCCUAUCACGGACUCUAUCAAGCUUGAGAACGGUAAAGAGUUCAAAUUUAAUCCACCAAAAGGUCAGGAUCUACCAUCUAGAGGUUUUGAACAUGGAAGAAAUAAAUUUUAUCCCGAACAGGAUUUAACACCACAAAAAGAUGUUCAAGUCGAGGUGAGUCCAGAGUCCGAUCGUCUACAAUUGCUGGAGCCUUUUAAACCGUGGAAUGGCCAAGAGUUGAAGACUAAUGUUUUGAUGAAGGUUGAAGGCAAAUGUACCACUGAUCAUAUUUCUGCCGCUGGUGCUUGGUUGAAAUACAAGGGUCAUUUAGAAAACAUUUCUUACAAUACCUUGAUUGGUGCUCAAAACAAAGAAACUGGAGAAGUAAACAAAGCUUACGAUUUAGAUGGAACUGCGUUCACUAUUCCAGAGUUAAUGUUUAAAUGGAAACAAGAUCAAAGACCAUGGACUGUGGUCGCCGAGCACAACUACGGUGAAGGUUCGGCCAGAGAGCACGCUGCUCUAUCUCCAAGAUUCUUGGGUGGUCAAAUUCUUUUGGUCAAGUCUUUUGCAAGAAUUCAUGAGACCAACCUGAAGAAACAGGGUAUGUUGCCAUUGACAUUCGCCAAUGAAGCAGACUAUGAUAAAAUUGCAUCUGGCGAUGUUUUGGAAACUGUGGGUUUGAUCGAUUUGGUUGCCAAGGGUGGUAAUAAUGGCGGAGAGCUUGAUAUCAAGAUUACAAAGCCAUCCGGUGAUUCUUUCGUGAUCAAGGCUAACCAUACAAUGUCAAAAGACCAAAUCGAAUUUUUCAAAGCAGGUUCUGCGAUUAAUUACAUUGGUAACUUGCGUAGAGCUCAACAGUGA